AUCUCUAGUAAUUUAAAUUUCAGACAAGAUGACCUGAAAAUGCCUGAUGAUAGGAAGAGAGAUGGAGGAGGAAGAGGAGGUUUGGAUCCUCCUCGACUACGUGUUGCAAACAGCGACAAUCCCCCUCGUCUACAGAGCCCAGACAGCGACCUAGAGCUGUCACUCGGACUCUGUCCUCCCUUGACAGCGGCGCUGUCGUGGGGUGAAACUCCGGCCCCGUAUGUGUCCACAGUUGAUGUUGAUGCAAUAAAGGUUUCUGGAGCCCCAAUACUUAGGGAGAUAAACGCCCCUCUCACAACCAUUGCGGAGAAUUGGGAAUCAAGUGUAGCAGUAACCAAUGACAGAACAGCAUCUAAACCGGAAACAGUCGAAGAUUCUUCUUCCGGUUCGGAGACGGAAGGAGUUUCCGGUUCCGAUUCGGACUCUGAAGAAACGUCCUCGUCCUCUUGUUCGUCAUUGGAGUCAGAUUCAUCCUCCGACAAUGAGGAAAAUAAAAAGGAUGACGAGGGAACAUUCCGUAUUGGGCAGUUGUCUGACACCAGACAGAGAAACCGUAGUGGCAGCGAUCCAGGUGCUCGUAAGCGUAUUCGGAGAAGAAGUGGGUUUCCCAGACAUGAUCAGAGUCCGAACCGGUCUCCAGGUAGUCCAGGACGAUCCCGACGACGGAGCGGGGUCGUGAAGGGUCUCCAAAGUCCUCUGCGUCGAGGAAUAUCUCCUCUAACACGAUCACACGAUGAACAUAACCCUGUCAUUAAUAAUCCUGAACCUGAUCCGCCCAGGUUUAAAUCAAUCAAGGGAGAAAUCCAUAAUAAAAUAUUUGGUAAGAUUGAACCUGAAAGCUCCAGGUUGAAUCCUACCUGUGAUACAAGUGAUAUUAAACUCAGGGAGAAAUCACUGAACCCGGAGUCGGAACCUAAACCCUCGGAGUCAUCGGACUCGGACGACUCUUGUAUAAUCCUUGAUAACGUGACUAAACCUCAACAUCUACUCCUCGAGCCGGAACCUUCAAUUUUCCUGGACGAACAAUAUACACAUAAAAAGGAUCUUAUUUACGCGGCCUAUGGUCGCUCACAGUCCCGGCAGCAGGAAAAUAAUGAUAAAAUAAACCCAGAGACAGGAAUUAAAGCCCCGGAUCUAAGUGAGUCUAGUGAGUCAAGCAGUGACAGUUUAUCCAGUUGUGAAACUUCACAGGACGAAGUACAAGAUGUUGAGAUGGAUUCCAUUCCUAACCUUCACGUGGAAAACUCAUCCUCAGAUGAAUUUUCAUCCCUACCUCCCACACUUGAACCCGCGAUGCCCAACUUAGCACUAACAGAUGCAAAUGAUAUUUCAAAGUCAAAUCUAAGUACAAAUGAGUUUGAUUCUAACUUCAGAGUAGAAUGUGCGUCUCAAACGGUAGAAUCAGGUUUCCCUUACAUUCCAGCCUCUGUUGAGGUUCCAGUCCAUAAGAUUGCUCCUCCUCCAGUUCUCCUCGGUAUUGAGACCCAAUCAAGAAACAUUAAUCGUGGAAGACCCAGGAAAAAUCCACCAAUGCUAAAACCUCAAAUUGUCACUAAUGAAUCUUCAGAAGAAGAGGAGGAGAAGGAUGUAGAAAAGGUUAAGUUAAAAAAGUUUCGAAAAAAGCUUCCAGCUCAUAGCAAAGAAUCUUCAGACAAUGAUCUUUCAAACGAAAAUGAGACCGAAACUGUGAAAAGGAUUCGGAAAAAAGAUAAACUCAGUGUUCUUGUCUCUCUUGCAAAACAUACAAAGAGAAAGGAGGCAAAGGAGCUCUCCCGUAGCCAUGAUGAUCUGCUUUCAAGAUAUUUGAACCAGGAACAUGAUUUAUCAGACUCUGAACUGUCUCAUGAAGAAAUAUCGGAGAAAAGAAAUAACCUCACGAAGAAAGUUCGCGAGCAUCGACGUGAUAAACACUCCAAAUCUAAAGUACAAAAGUCCCACAAGUACAAGGGUGAACGCCAUUCUAAAACAUUGAACGAAAGGAGAAAAAGCAAGAAACAAAAAAGAAAGCUUGAAAAUGAAAAUGAAUUUCGAUCCAUUUUCGACUUAGAGGACACUGUGAAAUCUAAGAGACACAAGGAUAGACGUGAACGUAAAAAGCCCCGAAAAGAUUCUUGUUAUGACUGUGAUGACUUUACUAAGAAAUCUAGGCGCCCUGCCUCCGCAGAGGAAACAUUUAAGUCGUCUAAAUAUCGUUCAUCUUUUCACAAACGAACCAAAAGAUCUGAAUCCAGGGACAUUUCGUCCAGUUUUUUCAACUCAAGAGAUGAAAAACGGUCUUCAUCCCAAAAUGACAUUUCAAAACGACCCUCGUCAAAGACUGAGACAAGACGGCCAAAAUCUAGGACAGAGGCAACAAGUCGCCCUUCAUCAAAGAACGAAACAAAAAAACGUCCUGUGUCGAGAACAGAAAUGACAAAACGUCCGUCAUCCCAAAUAGAAAUGAUGCAACAGUUCUCGGUGGAAAAAACAAAGCCCGCCUUUUUCUUAGACAAUCGGCAUUCAUCGUCCCUAACGGAUAUUGUACGAAGACCGAGCUCCAGUAGCGAAGUUGGAAAAAUUGAUUCAAAACAUUCCGAGAUUGUAAAUAGCCAAGAUAAAUUAAAUGAAUCUCAAGGAGUAGAAGAAUCUCGUCCUUUCUCUGGUGAAAGUCUAAGAACCCCGACAGAUGUAGUUGAGAACAAUUUCCUAAGUCUAUUCACUGGGAAGCCAGAUCAGGAAAUGAAAAAUCAUUUUCUAAAUUCUGAUUCUAACUCAGUUCUGCUCUUUCCCAAGAAAUUCUGCAGUAUGAAGCCCGACAGGUUCUGGAAGAAGUCUAGGCGGAAGGUGGUUGUGGAGGAGAAGGUUGAUCUUGAACCUACUCCGGGCACACCUGCAGUAGGGACUGGAACAGGAGCAGGAGGAACGGGUAAACCUGAUCCUAUUGGAUCGGUAUUUGCCACAAAAGCCUCAGUAAAGGAACUUCCCAGUUCUCAGUUUUCUCCUGGGAAUCAGGUUCAGCAGAUGCUCCAGGUCCUCGCAGCAACAGCAUCCAGCUCAACCAAACCCAAGAGAAAGAAGGAACGCCGGGCAGAAGAGAAGGAGAGGGGAGAUGGGGACAGGAUGGAGAAGGAUAGGAUGGAUAAGGAAUACGAGACAAUGUCCGAGGAUGAUGAAUCUCUAGGGAGCAGGAGACGGAGAAGAGGUUGGAAGAGCAAGCAUAAGAACGUUAUAGAUCCAGUAUUCCUGGGAGAACUGGAGCAUCUGAUGCAGGAUCUUGCUUCAUGUCAGCUGGAGCAGAAAAUAUCUUUAGAUCUCUGGCCGGACAGACCGUCUAACAGUAUGCCAUCUAUCUUUAAACGAAGAAAGAUUCUAGUCUCCAGGAGGAAGCGAGACCAAGGAAAGAUUGGAAAAAAGAUAAAAACCCCGCGAAACUCAAGUCACGAGAAGACUGGAGGCUCACGGGACCCUGAGCAGGAUGGAACUGACGAGCAGAGGUUGCCCUUGAAGAAGAGACAUCAUCAUCUCCAGGGUGCUGGGGCUCAGAAGGAGGUGGAUGAGAUAGAGAUUGAAAUUGAAAUCGGAACCAUUUCUCCAACAAGUUCUCCGGAGAAACCUUCUUCUAAUUCGCGUGUUGCUGGUGUAGAGAAUCUUGAACAGGUCUUCAGGUCGGAGCAGAGAUCUCCCGCUAGAACGAGAGCUGAGAACUCCUCUCCACGGUUGAAAUCUAAACCCGGAGAUUUUCUCUCCCCUAGUAAACUUCCUGCUGGACAGAAACCAACUGAAAACAUUUCCGAACUAAGCAGUUCCUGCAGAAAACUAACGGUAGCAGAUCGUAUGCUGGAGAAAUUAGGAAUGCAAGUUAAGAAAGGAGUUCAGUCCUCUACAGAGAUAUGUUCAACCCCUGAGAAGAGAAAACCUGAAGUAUCCUGGCCAGUUUUUACUGUUGAGGACGAGAAACUUAGUCCUGCGCCCAAGAAAGAAGAAUGGAAAGAGAAAGAAAAGAUAGAAGAAAAGAUGGAAAAGAAAAGUGACCAGCAAUGUUCAAAAGAUCAUAAUUCAAGAACCUUAAGCUUCCGGGAUUCCUUCUCAAAUGGAAAGAAGGACGGAUUUGAAGAAAUUCAUAGUCAUAGAUUCAAUCCAGGUCAAGAAGCAAACCCUGGAACUAGAACUAAAUCUUCAGAUAGAAGAAUAAACUCCCCUCGAAGCAAAAGCCAGCACUCCAGGUGUGAAACCCAAGAGGAACGAAGAUCAAGAGAUCAUAAGACCAGUCAGGACGGAACAAAGAGCAAAAUUUCCGAAUCCCGGAGCAAUUCGAGUAGGUCAGCGGACAGAAGAAGAGGUUCUCCGGAUCUUAUACGGAAUAAGAACAAGGUUGUAUCCUGGGACAAAUGGAAACAUCAAGAGAGAACUACAGAACCCUCAGGAUCUACCUUUGUCGACAACAUCAAGAACUGUAUUGAUAAAUACACCUUUGUGGACGAGGAUGAAGAAUCACCGUUUGCCCGGCUGCCUCGUCGUUAUUUGGGCUCAGCUCCUGGUCAGCGUAAACCUGGAACCAAACAGCUUCCAUCCCCAUCUGGAGAGAGCAAAUCGGUUUCGAUUUUCUCUUCUCCUGAACCUGAAUCUCGUCAUGAACUCAACACUUCAGGACGGGAAUCAAGUCUUAGCCAUACAUCCAAUUCCUCCGAAUCCUUAUCUUCUCAUCCUGAACCAACAGAAGGUCCGGCAUAUCUGAAUAAGCCGGGCUCUUACCUUGGCCGGGCCUCUAGGCAAGAUCUACACAAUCAUUUGUGGAGAGAAGAGAAAUACAAGCAUAAUAAAUCUCACGGGAUACAAUCUGACGGUGCAAACAUUCCAAACCAAUCCAAUCUGUACCCGACCAUAUCCAACCAAUCUUCGAAACAUACAACAGAUAUUAAACUUCAAAUGUCUAAACCUCUUCCUACAGAACCAAUACGUCGAGUAGAUCUAGGUUUUAGUCACAAGCCCCUAGAUAAGUCUAUGAGGUUUCAUAGGGGUCAAGAAUGUUACAUCAAGAAGGUACCGCAAGCUAUUGUUGCUCCUUUCCGUAGAAAUCCACCUGAAACUCCGGCAAACACAGUGACACCAAUUCAUAGGGCAAGUAUAGCUACUGCAGGAAUAUCUUUUCCAGUCCCAACCUCUUUAUCCAGUACAGCAAGCUCAACAAAUACAGAACCCACCCCUUUACUUGAACCAAUUCUAGAGAAUGAGAUAAGAAAAGAGAAUGAAAAAUCAGACAAACCCGGUGAAUCGAAGGCCAGUUUACAUGUUGAACCUACCAAUCAUGUACCAGAAAACACAGAUAUACAUAUUACUGAAGAUUCUAAUUUGCAAGUGUCAGAAGAACCUGAGACGGAGGAGAAUUCUGUAAAAACGGCUCAGGUUUCUUUUCCCAAGACGAGGUCUAGAGAUGUGAAGUCAAAUCUGGACACUGAACCUACUGGUAAGGGCUACCUAAAGACCAGUGCGGUGGAGCGGAUGACGAAAUGUCAGGUUGAGGUUUGUAGGCUUAAAGAAGAAGAUAAAUCUGAGCAAAAUACCAGUGAGUCAAUUAAAGAAGAAAAGAAGAGGACUGUAGACAUAAAAAAUAAAGAAAAGAAAGCACUCGAUAAUUCUUCCAAAGAAGAUUCUAUUCCAAGAGAAGGUUCACGGAGAGAAAAAAGAGUAAAGGAAAUCCAAUCUAAAAAUCUUGAAACAUCAACGCAAGAAAAGAAAUUCUCUGAAAUACCAGCAGUGGAUCUACAGAAUCAGGAGGAGAAUGGAAAACUAGAAAUUUCUGUAAAAGACAAAAAAGAAAAGUUGAUUAAAAAUAGAAGAGAGAGCAGAGGUAUUUCUUCAAAAGAACAAAGAGAACAAAGUGAAAAUGUAAAAGAAUUUUGUCUGAGAGAAAGAAAGACCACAGAGGCAGAAAAUAUUGAGCAUUCUGGGGUAGAGAGAAGAUCAGUAGAUAAGAGAAAGGGAGAAUCUUCACCUGAAGUAAAAACACCUGUACCUGAGAAAAUUGAAGAACCUUUCAGAAGAAAAAGAAAUAGUUCUGAACCUUCCAAAAAGGCAGACAAUGAAAAACCUCAAAGAGACCAAAGAUCUGUGGAAAACCAGCAGAAAGAUUUAAAAAUUCAUAAAAGAAGAACAACUAACGCUCUGGUUAAAGAUGAACUUUCCCAUAGAGAACGAAGGUCAAUUUCCCUCAAAGAUAAUAGUGCAUCUCAUCUACCCAGAGAAAGGAGAACAAUGCAGCCUUCCAUAAAAGACGAGAAAGAAAAGCUGGCUCAAGUCGUGGAACACAAAUUAGAAAAGGACAAUGCUGAAAGUAAAGAAGUUUCUGGGGAAGUUGUUAAAAAACAAGUUUUACAUAGAGAAGGAAAAGAUAGCCCCGAGGUUCUAGAAAAUAAAAUAGAAUUAAAAGAUAGGUUAGGGGAGAACCCACCAACACAGAGUAAGAAAAGGAAAAGACGUCCUAAUAAAACUGGAUUCCCUACAAAAACCAAGAAGAAGAAACCAAGAUUGGAAACAAUUGCAGAUAAAAUAACAAAGUCCACGGAGGACUCUAAACCCGAAAAAAUUGUCACCCCUGUAACCCCCGAGGUUGUUGCAAAUGUAAUAUCAAUGGAUAGAAAUGAAAAUACUGAGAGCCCUGAAAUAGAACAGUUUCAAAACAGAGAAAAGCAAUUACAAGUAUCAAGGUUCGAGGAGCAAAUGGAGUCCUCGCUGUGCAGAGAACUGGAGAAUAAAUUAGAAACAAAACUUAAGAGAAACUUUGAAACUAGUAACCCGAGUAAGGACAGAUCAAUAAAGCGAUUAAAACUUAGCAAGAAGCCCUGUUCAAACUCUGUAGUCCCGAGCACAUCCAGUUCGGUCAACCCUUCUCCAUACAGCAGCGAUGUAGAGUCAACUGACUCAAGGUUAAACUGGGAGGAUGAAAGUGACCAAGAUCUAUUGAGUGUUCUUCCUCCUUCUGAUGAGUCUUUUAGCUCUCCUAAUCCAGAGCGGAAAAAGAAGAAGAAAAAAGGAAAUAUAAGGAAGACCUAUCUCAAGGCUGGAUUAUUUUCUUAUGAUUAUAAAUCUGUUGUUAAUCAAAACUCAGAGUCUGAAGUUGGAAGCAAGUUGAAAGGAAUGAUUUAUAAACCUGAAGAACAUCCUUUCAGCUUACUUCCGCCCCCUUACUACUGUGGAAGACAGCUGAGACAGAAAAAAGAAGAUUUUACUCUUCCCUUUGAUAUUUGGAGUUUAUAUUCAUCUAAAGCUAUUCCAACCAGAGAUGUUUUGGCAACCUGGAACUAUAAACGGAUAAAAAACAACAUUUAUUACGAUGUGAAACCUGGCGUAAAUUAUGAAUCUCCUGUGUGUCACUGUAAAUUCCCUUCGGAUCCAAUUUCUCUGGGUUGCACUGACGACUGUAUCAACAGAAUGACGUACACAGAAUGUGAUCCCGCUUUCUGUAACCUAGGUGAUCGUUGUUCCAACCUAGCCAUCCAGAAGCAUUUAUCACCAGCUGUUGUAGAGAGGUUUAUGACAGAAGAGAAGGGUUGGGGAAUUCAAACAAAAACUGGAAUUCCAGCAGGAACCUUCAUCAUGGAAUACCUGGGAGAGGUGGUUACGGAUAAGGAGUUCAAACGGAGAAUGCACACUGAUUAUCAGAAGGAUUCCCACCAUUACUGCUUACACCUUGGAGAAGGUCUGGUAAUAGAUGGUCAUAGAAUGGGUGGAGAAUGCAGAUUUGUAAACCAUAGUUGUAAACCCAAUUGUGAGAUGCAGAAAUGGUUUGUGAAUGGGGUUUACAGAAUGGGACUUUUCUCUUUAAAACAACUUCAACCAGAUGAGGAAUUGACUUAUGAUUACAACUUCUCCCUCUUCAACCCACAUGAAGGACAGACAUGUCGGUGCGGUAUGCCGGAGUGUAGAGGAGUUAUCGGAGGAAAAAGUCAGAGAGUCAAAGUUAUUCCUAAACUCUCAACUCAGAAGAUGUUGAAAAAGGACGAGAAAAAGAAGGAUACGGAUAAAAUUGAGAGAAUUUCCAAACCUGUUAGGGUUGAACGACCAGAAAAGGAAAUGGGGACUGGAGAGGAGGAGUUAAUGAAAUCUAGUAUCCCUGUUUUAAUCCCGGUGAAGGAGAUGGAUGGUGGAGAAAGGGAGUUCUGUCGGGUUCACAGUGUUCUACUCCCCAGGAAUCUGGAGAAAAUUAGAAAGUUGAGAGAGAGAUAUCUCAGCAAGGUCAAUCAUUCUCAAUCUCAUUCCACUUCACAAUACAAGGAUUCUAAUAUUAGGCCAGAAAUAGGCCAGAGCUCUCAGCUCAGGUCUGAGCAAACCAGAAGGAAUAUCUCAGGUUCCAACAUUUCUGAUCCGUCUAAACUAUCACAACUGGCAACUUGCUUUGCAAAUAUUCUUUCAAGUUUGCAGAGUUUGGUGGAUAAAGACGGAGAAAAUAUCAUUAAAUUCUUCAGGAAUUUGCCAUCAAAGGAACAAAUGCCUGAGUAUUAUCUCACUGUAAGCGAACCUAUUGAUAUUUCCUCUAUUGAGAAAACUCUCAACUUCAAACUUUACUCCUCAGUUUCUCAAUUCAACCAUGAUAUGUUGCUGCUCUUUCAAAACAACUUCCGAUUCUAUGGAAAUACACAUCCAGUCGGGAAAGCUGCACUGACUCUGAGAUCUAAGUACCUGAACCUGUGUGGUGAACUUUAUAGGAGUUUAUCUGAAUCUGUCGGCUCUGAGGGAACCGAAUAUUCUGGAAAAGCAGACUCAGGUGUCCCUGAAGAUGAGAUAGGAUGUCCCUGCAAACAGUACAAAGAUGAAGGAGUAAUGAUCCAAUGCGAAAGUUGUAGUGUGUGGCAACAUUUAGACUGUGUUCGACCAGGCGUGAACCCUGAUACAUUAGACAAAUACAAUUGUGAUCUUUGUACUGGAGUUAAACCUAAUCUUGAUAUACCUCUUGUUCCUCAACCUGAGUAUGACCCCGGAGAGGUUUAUUAUGUAUCCCUUCAGAGAGAAGACAACUUGCAGGUUACUCUAGGGAUGACGGUUUUUGUCCUGCGCGCCUUCAAGGAUAAGAACACUCUUGCAGUUGGAGAAAGUGCGGUUGUAACUGACGAGAAGAUAUUUACCGGACCUGGGGGAGUACCCCACAAAUCCAUCAGUCCCAUCAAGGGCCCUUCAAAAGAGGCGGCCUCUCUAGCCCCUGGCAGCUAUCCAACCUACAGAACUGUCGGAGUAAAUGCGUCUACUCAGGAUAUGGAUAUAUUUAGAGUAGAACGUCUCUGGAAAAAUAAAUCUGGGGCAAUGUUUGCCUUUGGGUACCAUUAUCUCAGGCCUCAUGAGACAUUUCACGAACCAACCCGUCGUUUCUUUGAUAACGAGGUGUUCAGGGUUCCAUUGUAUGAAGUGCUACCCCUGGACACUAUAUGGAGAGAAUGUUGGGUAAUGGAUCCGAUCAGCUUCUGUCGAGGUCGACCGCUAGCUGCCCAGGAGGAGCAUGUUUAUAUCUGCGAGUACAGAGUGGAUAAAACAGCCCGGUUGUUCAACAAGAUCUCUAAACCUAAGCAUGGUGUUUGCACUAAAUACUUUGCGUUCCACAACUUUGAUCUACGAUUGAGGAUUAGCAGAACAUUUACACCCCACGAUGUACCUGAGAAAUGGGCAAAGAAUACUGGAAAAAGUCGAGAUUUUUCAGCAGAGAAAGAACCAAAGAAAAAGAACAAAGAGGAGGGAAAGAAAAGAAAAACAAACAAGAUUGAAAAGGAGAGAAGGAAAGGUUCUCUAUCCCAGCUCCUGGUGAACCUACUCACCAACCAGGCCGAUACAAACCCGACAGAUGCUUCCUACCUGCUCCGGAGAUUGGAGAGUAAACCUGAGCCUGAACCUGAACCUGAACCUGAACCUGAACCCGAACCUGAGGAGAACGGAAUGAUGCAUGGGAGAAGGCGGGCGAGGGAUGAACUCGUGGAUAAACAAGAGGAGAGAGGGAAAGGGAUGAGGAGUAAAGGUCGGAAAAGUCCUAACCCUGAUUCAAAAGAGAAGAAAACUAAACCCGAGAGAACCAGUUUAAUCCUGGUCAACCUUCGAGAUGAGACCAGGCUAGACGAAGGUUCUUUGGAAGAAUUGGAAGUAUUGAAAUAAUAUUUUUAACCUAAAAUCUACAAAAUUCAAUCUCUUAAAUAGAUGUUAUCUAUUCCAUAUGCUAAAGAUAAAUCUAUUCAUUUGUAUAUAUUUUACAUUAAUUCAUUUAUUUGCCUCGUUUGCCUUAUUUUACAUUAUUUGAGAAUUUUUUACAAAUUGUUCCUUUUUUGGAAUUGUUUCUAUCUGUGAUUAUAAUCCCAUGAUUGUACUUAAUUUGAUGAAUUGUUUAUUACUGGCCUAGUUUUACACAUAUACAAGGUUGUGUUGUCGCCUAGCGAUACUUUUAGAUCUGUUUUCGUUUUACCCACAUGUACUUUAUUUGUACCCAAACUUGCCUUUUUUUCAACUAUCUAAAUAUUAUAUAUGUUUGUAUAUUCAAGAUUUUAUCAACUCUUUGUUUUAUUACCUUCUACACAAUUUAAUGUUUUUGGUUUUGGCAGCUGAAAAAUUAUUUUUUGUCAAGUUGUUAGAUUUGAGUUGAAAACUUUGCAACGUUUUAGCAUUUUCUGCGAGUUCAUAUUUUAUUCAAACUUGACUUCAAUCUUAGAUUUCAUUUUCCUAUUGAACUGUUUCAUGUCGUAAGAUGGUAUUUUAUGAAGGUUUUUACAGAGCUCCACUGUCAAAUCUCUUCAGAGAAAACCUACUUUGAAAGGUUUUUAUUGUUUUUUUCUCGUUCAGGAUUUGGAGCGGAGAUAUAAACAUUUUUAUUCUUUAAAAACAAAAGUUGGCUUUUAACGGUUUUAAUGCUAAACAAAAUUCAAGAAAAUGUACUCUAACCUGCAUAAUAUUUCAAGGGUUUUAGUACUUGUAUAAUGGAAAUAUUUAGUUGUAAAGAAACAUGCUAUCAUUCAAUGCAAACCUUUGUUUGGGUUCAUAUUGAUAAAAUUGAAUUUUAUAUUUAUGAUCCUAGCACAAGUCCCAGUCUCCCCAGUGUCGUUUAUUGUUAUGUUUUAAAUAAUUAUUGGUUCAGAGCUAUGAGCAAGAGAAUUGGGGUUUUUGACAUUCUCAUUUUAAUAUAUCAUAAAACUCAAGUGAAAAUUGUUUGUUUUUUUCUGGUAUGAUUUUUAUAUCCAACACCCAACUCCGAUUAAGACCUUGAGAAUAUAAAACCCCAAGGUUGUUGCUUGCCGCUACUACUAGUACUUAAAUCUAGUUCUCCUCCCAGUAUCUGACUCUUUACGUCAAAAAACUAAAAUAACCAUAUUGUAAAAAUUUAGAGUUUUAAGUAAUAUAUAAUUGUAAAAACUA
Eurytemora carolleeae is the source of this 11358-nucleotide messenger RNA. RefSeq lists its product as uncharacterized. The transcript is spliced from 10 exons. The record is from RefSeq and is a predicted model, not a curated record. Gene Ontology annotation, molecular function: chromatin binding; histone methyltransferase activity; protein binding. Gene Ontology annotation, cellular component: nucleus. Bases 40 to 10110 code for a protein of 3356 amino acids. NCBI's taxonomy places the organism in Eukaryota, Metazoa, Arthropoda, Copepoda, Calanoida, Temoridae.